Messenger RNA from Cercospora beticola, 1850 nucleotides. RefSeq names its product glutamate--ammonia ligase (gene GLN1). Gene Ontology annotation, molecular function: glutamine synthetase activity. NCBI's taxonomy places the organism in Eukaryota, Fungi, Ascomycota, Dothideomycetes, Mycosphaerellales, Mycosphaerellaceae. The record is from RefSeq and is a predicted model, not a curated record. Gene Ontology annotation, cellular component: cytoplasm.
GUAUGCCUUCGAUGGCCAGUGACGCGGAUCUGCUUGACAUACAGAAGUGACAUGCCCUCUGGCACCCUUAUCGACGACAUCUAGAUCGCCGCCUCGCCGUUCACCCACACCCGCCGCGGCAAAGUCGCCCGCCCUCAGCAGCAGCUGCCAAAACGUAGUUUCUUUGAGACGAAGCGGCGAGGGCGAUAACCGGCGGUACUGACCAGGGUGCACAGACUAUUUUGGUGGCUCAGUCGGCUCACCUAAAAACACUCAAAGCCCACCUUGCGACCUCGAAACCGAUUGCUUUAUUUCCUCCGACUCCCCAGUCACCAAUCUCACUUCUUGAGCUCAGCUCUGUUCUGCCUUUUGCAAACACUCCAUCCCUCUUGAACUCCCCCAAACACCUGCAACACAACCACAGCAAUCAUGGCCGACUCAAAAAUCGUCUCGAAUACUGCCACUCUUGAGAAAUACCUCAAACUCGACCAGCGAGAUAAGAUCAUUGCCGAAUAUGUCUGGAUUGACGCCAGCGGAGGUGUGAGAUCCAAGUGCAAGACCAUCGAGAAGAGCUCAUACACCGGCCUCCAGAGUCUUCCAGAAUGGAACUUCGACGGUUCCUCCACUGCCCAGGCACCUGGCGACAACUCUGACGUCUACCUCCGACCUGUUGCCGUCUACCCAGACCCAUUCCGCCUUGGCGAUAACAUUCUCGUGCUCGCAGAGACCUGGAUGUCCGAUGGCAAGCCAAAUGCCUUCAACUUCCGUCACGAUGCCGCCGUCGUUAUGGAGAAGCACAAGGGUGAGAAGUUCUGGUUCGGUCUCGAGCAAGAAUACACCCUGCUCGACUUCGAGGGCUGGCCGUACGGCUGGCCAAAGGGAGGUUUCCCAGCUCCACAAGGCCCAUACUACUGCGGUGUCGGAACUGGCAAGGUCUUCUGCAGAGACAUUGUCGAGGCACACUACAAGGCCUGCUUGUACGCUGGCAUCAACAUCUCUGGUACCAACGCCGAGGUGAUGCCAGCUCAAUGGGAGUACCAGGUCGGCCCAUGUGAGGGCAUCGAUCUCGGUGACCAGCUCUGGAUGUCUCGCUUCCUCCUCCACCGUGUCGCAGAAGACUUUGGCGCCAAGAUCACAUUCGCACCCAAGCCAAUUCCUGGUGACUGGAACGGUGCCGGUCUCCACACCAACGUCUCGACUGAGGCUAUGCGAAAUGAUGGCGGCAUGAAGGCCAUCGAGGCCGCUAUGGAGAAGCUGGCUGGCCGCCACAAGGAGCACAUGCUUGUGUACGGUGAGGGCAACGAGGCCCGCAUGACUGGCGCACACGAGACUGCAUCAUAUGACAAGUUCACAUGGGGCAUUGCCAACCGUGGCUCAUCAGUGCGUGUCAACCGCGCUGUUGCCGAGGAGGGCAAGGGCUACUUUGAGGACCGUCGUCCCGCCUCCAACGGCGACCCGUACCAGAUCACCGGUAUGAUCGUUGAGACUAUUUGCGGCAAAGUUGAGGGCGCCGACGUUUUCAAGAAGUCGCAGCAACCUGCUGAGACUGUUGACACUGUUGUCCCGAUUGUCAAGCCUUAGAUGACCGAUAACGAGACCACGACCACCCGAACUCUUACCGAUUGACCCAACCGACCUCACAGAUCUGCCGCCGCGCCGCGAAUGCUUCUAGAUGAUAUCCCCUUCCUGGGCGGCAGAUCAAUUGUACUAUGGGCAGCCUUGAAUGCUGCCGCGGCGUUUGAACAGGACCAAAUUAGAGGAACAUUUUCUUGCUCUAGCUGGGAGUAGCUAGAGAAAUGCAUAAUUGAGAAGUUCAAAACAAUUUCUGCUUCGCUCGUUCGUCCAUUGCAACUGUAUGGCAAAUGUGACCU